Messenger RNA from Gadus morhua (Atlantic cod), 1533 nucleotides. RefSeq names its product solute carrier family 38 member 11 (gene slc38a11). Gene Ontology annotation, molecular function: L-amino acid transmembrane transporter activity. Gene Ontology annotation, biological process: amino acid transmembrane transport. The record is from RefSeq and is a predicted model, not a curated record. The transcript has 12 exons. Lineage: Eukaryota; Metazoa; Chordata; Actinopteri; Gadiformes; Gadidae. Bases 119 to 1417 code for a protein of 432 amino acids. Gene Ontology annotation, cellular component: membrane.
UUAGUAGACAUCCUUGGUUGGAUUGACAUCGUGUGGUCUUCUGUAAACUGUCUCUGCUGUCAGCGGGGUUCCCGGUCUGAACCAGAAGGGGUCCUGGUCUGAAGUCGAGGAGAUACCAAUGGAUCAACAGCCGGGCCAUGGCGACGGGAGGACUCUGGUCUGCGCUGAGCUCGGAGGAGGCAGAGCUUCCCUCGUCUCGGUGUCCUUUAACUUCAUUAACUCCAUCAUAGGCUCGGGAAUCAUCGGUCUGCCCUAUGCCAUGAACCAGGCUGGUCUGCCGCUGGGCCUGUUGCUGCUGGUGGGUGUUGCUGUCAUCACAGACUACUCCAUCAUCCUCCUGAUAAAGGGGGGCAACAUGUCGGCCACCAGCAGCUACCAGGCGCUGGUCCGCAGCGCCUUGGGCCGCCCCGGGUUCCUCCUGGUAUCCCUGCUGCAGUUCCUCUACCCCUUCAUAGCGAUGGUGAGCUACAACAUGACGGUGGGUGACACGCUGACCAAAGUGUUCCAGAGGAUCCCUGGAGUCGGUCCGGACCACAUGCUGGCAGAACGCAGCGUCGUGAUCUCCAUGGCAACCGUCCUGGUGACCCUCCCCCUCUCUCUGCCUCGCCACAUCGGACAGCUCGGGAAGGUGUCCCUCCUCUCCAUGGUGCUGACCCUGGCCAUUCUGCUGGUAGUGGCGGUGCGGGCCGCCACCCUGGGCCCUCUGAUACCCCCUACAGAAGAUGCUUGGGUGUUUGCUAAGUUGAAUGCCAUUCAGGCCGUUGGCGUCUUGUCCUUCGCCUUCAUCUGCCACCACAACAGCUUCCUGAUGUACCACUCCCUGCAGCGCCCCACGCUCAGCGCCUGGCUCAGGGUCACCCACGUCUCCGUGGGGACCGCCGCCGCGGCCAGCGCCGCCUUCGCUGUGGCCGGCUACACAACCUUCACCGGACACACACAAGGGGAUAUCUUUGAGAACUACUGCAGAGAGGAUGACCUCGUGACCUUUGGCCGCUUCUGCUUUGGCCUCAGCAUCAUGACCACCUUCCCUCUGGAGUGCUUUGUCACACGUGAGGUGCUGUCCAACGUGUUCUACCAGCGAGAGUUGUCCUCCCUGGAGCACGUGGCUCUCACCCUGCUGCUGGUGGCCUCCAGCUGCACCCUGUCACUGCUCUACGACUGCCUGGGCUGGGUGAUGGAGCUCAACGGGGUCCUCAGUGCCAUCCCGCUGAUCUUCAUCCUGCCGUCGGCGUGUUUCCUGAAGCUGUCUCCGGGCCGCUGGUUCCACUCGGAGAAGCUGCUGCCCAGCUUGCUGCUGCUGGCCGGGGGCGUCCUGGUGCUCAGCGGCCUGGUGCUCAGCGGCCUGUUCCCCCACAGCUGCACCCACGGGGACGAGCCCUCGUACUGCAACGCCUCCAGAACCGCGCCGCCCGGCUAGGGGGCGGGGCCUCCUACUGCAACGCCCCCAGCACCGCGCCGCCUGGCUAGGGGGCGGGGCCUAAUAUCGCCGUUUGAAGGAACCUUGUGUUGUUGUCAUUGUAAUAAAUAUUUGUA